Messenger RNA from Daucus carota subsp. sativus, 1011 nucleotides. RefSeq names its product chaperone protein dnaJ 6. The coding region runs from base 193 to 657 and encodes 154 amino acids. The transcript has 6 exons. NCBI's taxonomy places the organism in Eukaryota, Viridiplantae, Streptophyta, Magnoliopsida, Apiales, Apiaceae. The record is from RefSeq and is a predicted model, not a curated record.
GCUUGCAUAACAUACGUUACAAACCUUAAAUAUCCUCAACUUUCUUCAACUUUUUGCAUCAGCAUUAUUCUCUCUCUCCGCUCAGCACAUUUAUAUACACCCUCUUUUUCAUGCUACUGUUACUCAUCUCUGUGGGCUUUGUUCACAGUUUCAUACAUAAUUAAAAUAAGAAGAGAGAGAGAUAGAGACUGCAUGAUGGAGGGAGAAGGAGGGUCCGGCGAUGCCUGCUAUUAUUCGGUUCUGGGGAUUCGUAAGGAUGCCUCCUUCUCGGAUGUUCGUGCUGCGUACCGGAAACUGGCUAUGCAAUGGCAUCCGGACCGCUGUGAGAAGAAUGGAUUAAGCGCUGUGGAAGCGAAAGAGAGGUUCCAGAAGAUUCAGGAAGCUUACUCUGUGUUAUCGGAUGAAACAAAGCGAGCCAUGUACAAUGCGGGGAUGCUCGAUUUAUAUGUUGACGAAGAUGAUGAGGGAAUGAAGGACUUCAUGCGUGAGUUGUUCACCAUGGCUGAGAACUACCGAAACGACAACCUGAAUGCGCAGGAGAGCUUUGAGGAUCUGCAGAAGACGUUUAUGGAGUUAUUCGGUGAUGAUCUUGCAAAGAUGGCAGGAAAAGACAACUGCAGCUCAAAUGAGUUCAGAACAUCUGGUCGGUGCCAGUGAUGUUCUUCAGCCACCGGUUGAGUGAUGUUCUUCAUCCGCCGGUUGCGUUAGAUUAACUUUUAAGUGUCUGUUGUUUCUUUCGUGUAGAGACUUAAGCCUUUAUGUCAGAUUUCCUUAAGAACUUUUAAGUGGUCGUGUAAGAUUAAACUUAAAGUGCUUGUUGUUUCUUUCAAGUAGAGACUUAAGCCUUUAUGUCAGGCUUGUUAGAAAACUUUCAAGUUUUUAUCUCUGUUAAGCGUUUUUUUUUUACUUUAAUUCUGCUAUCUGUGAGAUGCUUUGAUUUGUUUUGGUUGGUUGAUGUGUCGGGUGAAUAGGUGAACAUUAUUUUGAGUUUUUGUAGAGUGCAAACGAGUC